UUGGAGCCUGCCAGAGGAGUACACAUGAUCUGGACUGAGAAAUAACUAACCUUGGAUGGGAUUUAAAGGGCAGGUAAUAGUUGUGGGUUUAGGUCAAAAGCUGUUUCAGUUUCAAAGGUCGAUAAUUAAUGUGGUAGGGAAUCUCAAGCUAGACUGACUUUUGCAAUUCUAUAAGGUAUGGGAAAUGUCAGAAGUUUCAUAGCCACCAGGAUAGCUUCUACUUGAAGCUAAGAAAUUAUAUUGUCUGAGUAUCUGGAUUCUGUGAUACAAACCAGUUUCUAAGGAACUUGAUACAUUUUACAAGUCUAUGACUGUUUAUAGAGUUGUAUGGGCCAGACUUUGAGUCCCAAGGUCAAGGUAUGAGCUGAAAACAGGCUUCAUUAGUUUGCUCUUGGCAUUGACGUGGAACUUUUAUCAGCUUUUUCUGAUACUGCUUAUGCUGGGGAGGCAAGGUCUAGGAGAAACAAUGUGUUUCUGUUGAUGAUAAAAGUGAGUCCUUGGUUACAUUGUGUUGUCGUCAGAAGAGGUGCAUCACUGAAGUUCAAGAGUUAGCAGGUAAGCUGUAUUUUAGGGACAUGGUGAUUUAAGAAUGUAGAGAUGAGAGGUUGACAAGUCAUCAGGUAUCUCAAGUGCUGAUGUUCAAAGUAGGAUGUCCAUAAAUCCUUCACCGCAUUGUAGACAGGGGAUCUGUCAAUGGUGUCAUUGCAACCAAAUGCAAAAGUGAAAUGAACGUGGAACUGCCUAUAGGGUGGGGAAUCCUGAUUGCUCCCUUCCAGCCUGGCAUCUACAAACAGGGCUUCCCAUAUAAAGGAAAUGAAGAUGGGGAGACAGUUAUUGUUGAAAAAGACCAUUUUAUGGAUGACUUUUUCCAACAGGUUGAGGAACUUAGAAAUAAUAUAGCAAAAAUAGCACAAAAUGUGGAAGAAGUGAAGAAGCAGCACAGCAUUAUCCUGUCAGCACCAAAUCCUGAAGGAAGAACAAAAGAAGAACUUGAAGAAUUAAAUGAGGAAAUAAAGAAGAUUGCUAAUAAAGUCCGAGCCAGGUUAAAGGCUAUUGAGCAGACUUUUGAUCAGGGCGAAAAUGCUAAUCGGACAUCAGUGGACCUCAGGAUAAGAAAAACACAGCACUCUGUAUUGGCUCACAAGUUUGUGGAGGUCAUGAUGGAAUACAACGAGACGCAAACUCUCUUUCGAGAACGCAGCAAAGGUCGGAUACAGAGGCAGUUGGAGAUAACUGGAAAGACCACCACUGAUGAGGAGCUGGAAGAAAUGUUAGAGAGCGGUAAUCCUUCAAUUUUCACUUCAGAUAUUAUAUCAGACUCUCAGAUCACUAGGCAAGCUCUGAAUGAAAUUGAGUCGCGUCACAAGGAUAUCAUGAAACUGGAAUCCAGCAUACGGGAACUACAUGAAAUGUUUAUGGACAUGGCAACAUUUGUUGAGACUCAGGGUGAAAUGAUCAACAACAUAGAGAAGAACGUGAUGAAUGCAUCAGAUUACGUGGAACAUGCAAAAGAAGAGACAAAAAAGGCAGUUAAAUAUCGAAGUAAAGCACGAAGGAAAAUGUGGAUAAUUGUCAUUGUGUCAUUGGUGUUGAUUGCUGUAGUUGCUCUAAUUAUUGAAACUGAUGUUCAUCAUUAUCUGUGUUACUGUACUGCUUCUGAUACUUGGAAUUAUCCUAGCGACAACACUAUCCUAGCAAGCACAUUCCAAGAGUUAUGAACCUUCAGAAACUCCAAAAUACAUCUUCUGUAAAACCAAACCUGUUUUAAUAAGUGAUGCCUUACACUGUUCCAUGAUGAUGACCUAUCACUAAUGGUUAAAAAUCUAAACAAAGUUGCUCUUAUUGUUUACUUAUAAAUGAAUACGAGAAUGUAUUAGGAUAUGGAUGGAUUUGCAUCAUAAACUCUAUAAGACUGAAACUUCUCUUAAUUGUUUUGAACUAAAGUAAAUUAGAAUUUUUUUUCUUAUCUCAGUGUUACAAACAGUUUAAAUAGGGAGUUGAGAGACUUUAGAGUUUUGACUGUUUGGAGCUUUUUCCUAUUGCAAAUCUGAUUCGAAUCAUGAAAUGUAGUACCAUACCCAUUCUGCUUUUGUUAGCACUCGUGUGAACAUUUUUGACAUGUAGCCUUGUCUGUAAGUAUAAUUAUUUAGUCACCUAUCUAAGCUUUAUACUUGAAUUUUUUUUUCCCAACAAGUGCUAAAGUAUUUUAGCCUGAAAAGACUCCUUAUUUAACUGUCUGCCUAUUGCAGUCCACUUGAGAAGGAAAAAAACAAAAGCCUUUUUUACAUUUCCAGGCUUUUUGGUUUUUUUCUUCAAUUUCAAACUUUAAUUGCUUUAAAUGUUUCGUUGCCUUUGUAAUAAAAUGUUAGUUGCAACAUUUCUGGUAAAAGAAUGCAAUAAUGAAGCACAUUAAAUUUGAACCUUAGCAGAUAAUUUUACAAAUAACCCUUGUUCAAACACAAAUAACCCUGAUGGAUCAGUUUAGCCUUACUAUUAAUGUGACAAAAAUCAUAUUUUCUCUAUAAAGCCAAGUCACAAUUUCUUAUUCAGAAGCUUGCUAAUGUUGAUGUGUGAGUAUAGCACAUAAACUCCUUCAGGAAAGUCUGAAACAUAAUAAAAACUAAGACACUGAUCUGUUAUGAAAUUAGUCUUAACAUGUAUGAAGUGUUUUAGUGUAUACACACCCGUUGUACUGCUAGUUUGCAACACUUACAGGCUUGAAAGAUUUCAAACGUAACUAAAUAACUGCAUUUAAUGUUACAAGUUAUUUUUGUACUUUGUGUGUAAAAUAUUUGUAACUUGACUUUUUGACUUUUCAUUGUUGAAGCAUAUCUAUGUAGAUAUGUAGAUAUAUUUACACUGUGAGAGAAUUAGAGGGAAGUAUAAUGUGUGCCUUUUAAAUACAGUCUAAAAAUACACUUGUCAAUGUUUCAAAUAAUUAUAAUGUUAACUGCAAUGACUCCUUAAACUCAUGUUUUGUUGAAGGUGUCCAAGAUGGAAGUUACUCAGUCAACUGUAAGUCAGUCUGUGGACUUCAUUAAAUUCAGCAAAGUUUACAGUGAA
Messenger RNA from Neopsephotus bourkii (Bourke's parrot), 3063 nucleotides. RefSeq names its product syntaxin 2 (gene STX2). The record is from RefSeq and is a predicted model, not a curated record. Lineage: Eukaryota; Metazoa; Chordata; Aves; Psittaciformes; Psittacidae. The coding region runs from base 726 to 1718 and encodes 330 amino acids. Gene Ontology annotation, biological process: synaptic vesicle fusion to presynaptic active zone membrane; intracellular protein transport; exocytosis. Gene Ontology annotation, cellular component: endomembrane system; synaptic vesicle; SNARE complex. Gene Ontology annotation, molecular function: SNARE binding; SNAP receptor activity. The transcript has 11 exons.